Colletotrichum chrysophilum is the source of this 441-nucleotide messenger RNA. RefSeq lists its product as uncharacterized. Bases 1 to 441 code for a protein of 146 amino acids. The transcript is spliced from 2 exons. NCBI's taxonomy places the organism in Eukaryota, Fungi, Ascomycota, Sordariomycetes, Glomerellales, Glomerellaceae. The record is from RefSeq and is a predicted model, not a curated record. Gene Ontology annotation, molecular function: protein binding.
AUGGCCAACAGGCACGAAAUCGACGUUGAUGGCGACCUCGUCCUUACGCUCAGCAGAAUGAGACUGGCCGAUGCGGAUGCAGAAGCUGAAGAUGAAGAUGAAACCCUGCAAAACGACGAGUUGCGAGUUUCUUCAAAAGUGCUCCAGCUUAAUUCGCCUGUCUUUAAAGCCAUGCUGGGAGGGAAAUUCAAAGAAGGGACCGAACUCGCCGAAAGGACCGGACCAGAGCCGUACGACUUGGAGCUCCCAGACGACGAUGUAGAAGCCAUGUCGAUACUGUGCCAGAUUCUUCACAACGUCUACGUCCCAGAGAUUCCGAAGCCCAUGUCAUUAGAGAAAUUGGCAUAUAUCUGCGACAAGUACGAAUGCAUCAACGCCCUCAAGUACUGCGGCAUCGUAUGGAUCAGGGAUUGGCUCCAUCAGUUUGAUGACGAGACCUAA